Molecule: messenger RNA, 1972 nt
Organism: Meriones unguiculatus (Mongolian gerbil)
Lineage: Eukaryota; Metazoa; Chordata; Mammalia; Rodentia; Muridae
Product: solute carrier family 22 member 19-like
Exons: 11
Coding region: 199-1914 (571 amino acids)
Biological process (GO): transmembrane transport
Molecular function (GO): transmembrane transporter activity
Source: RefSeq, a predicted model, not a curated record
GUCACUCCCUAAUGCCAACAACCUACAGAUUCCAGUUCUAUGACUCUGGUCUGAAGUAAGCAAGGAACAGCACAUUAGGAAGAACUGAACAUCAACCCUACAUAGUGUGUUUCUGUGAAGCAGAACUUUGUUUAAAGGUUUAUACUUACCUAGGUAUAAGUAUUUCUGCUUCCCGUUGGAGACAGUUAUUCAGCCUCUAUGGCCUUUCACGAUCUCCUGAAUCUGGUCGGAGGCAUGGGGAGAUUUCAAAUCCUUCAGAUGGCUUUCUUUCUGAUCUGCAAUAUGAUGGUGGCACCUCAUAUACUAUUGGAAAACUUCACUGCAGCGAUCCCUGGUCAUCGAUGUUGGAUCUCCAUCCUAGACAGUGGCAACGUCUCUGACAAUGACAGCAGGAUCCUGAGCCAAGAUGACCUCCUGAGAAUCUCCAUUCCCUUGGACUCCAACCUGAGGCCAGAGAAGUGUCGUCGCUUUGUUCAACCACAGUGGUAUCUCCUACAUUCUAAUGAUACCUUCUUUAAUGUGACAGAGCCAGAUACAGAGCCUUGUAAGGAUGGCUGGGUGUAUGACCAAAGCACUUUUCUCUCCACCAUUGUGACUGAGUGGGACCUGGUGUGUGGAUCUCAGGCAUUGAGAUCAGUCGCUAAAUUUGUGAUCUUAUUUGGCGUUUGGACAGGAAGUAUCCUAGGUGGCCACAUAUCAGACAGGUUUGGGAGGAAGUUAGUCUUCAGAUGUGCUUUACUCCUAAUGGCCAUCACUGGGACCUGUGCAGCUUGGGCUCCCACCUUCCUCAUCUACUGCUCACUUCGAUUCCUGAUAGGGAUUUGUGUUCUAGUAAUAACCUCAAAUAGUCUUUUUCUCAUGAUAGAAUGGACAAGCCCUAAAUUCCAAGCCUUGGUGACAACACUGUGGGGAUGUGCUAAUGCUUUUGGAAACACAACAAUGGCAGGCCUGGCAUUUGCAUUUCGAAACUGGCAGCACCUCCAGCUGGUAAUGUCUGUGCCACUAUUUUUCUUCCUUAUACCUACAAGGUGGGUGUCAGAGUCAGCUCGGUGGCUUAUUGUGACUAACAAACCCCAAAAGGCCUUAAAGGAACUUCGAAAAGUUGCAUGCAAGAAUGGAAUGAAGAAUUCUGAAGACAUCCUUACCAUGGAGGCCUCCACAAGAUGGAGGACCACUGGCUGGAGGAUCCCUCUGCUGGCUGUGCCUCAGGUUGUGAGAACCACCAUGAAGAAAGAAUUAGAGGUUGCACAAAACAAACCUUCUCUGUGUGACUUGUUCUGCACACCCAACUUGAGAUGGCGUGUGUUUCUGCUGUCCCUUUUGAGAUUCAUAUCAAUGAUACCUCUUGUUGGUUUCAAUGUCCACCUCCACCACCUGACAAGUAAUACCUUCCUAAUCGUAUGUAUCAAAGGUGCAGUGUCAAUCCCAGCCAGUGUUGUUGGACUAUUUUUCCUGAAUCACUUUGGCCGAAGAAUAAGUCAAUUAGUUAUUUGUUUCCUGCUUGGAAUCUUCAUUCUGGGCACAGUGUAUGUGCCUCAAGAAAUGCAAACCCUGAAAUCCAUUUUGAUAACACUGGUGGCAGCAACUUCAACUGUGGCUAUGAGCAGUUUUCAUCUGCAUUCAAAUGAGCUUCUUCCCACUGUGAUCAGGGCAACAGCAAUGGGAUUCAUUGGAACUGCUGCUAACUUGGGGGCGUCCCUGGCUCCUCUUUUUAUGAUGCUCACAAUAUACUAUGCCUCAUUGCCCUGGAUCAUCUAUGGAGUCCUCUCCAUUCUCUCUGGCCUUCUUCCCCAUGUUCUUCCUGAGACCAAGAAUCAGCCUCUGCCUGACUCCAUCCAAGAUGUGGAAAAUGAGUGUAAAAGGUCAAGACAAGCAAGACAGGAAGAUGCCAUCAUCAAAGUGACACGGUUUUAAUGGAACUCCAGGAAUUGGCCUCUGAUCAAACCACAAAAUAAAGAAAAUGUCACUUAGA